AUGGAUUUCUCUCUGCUUGAAAACAGUCUAUACAACACCAUACUGGUUCUACCAGAUGGUACACCUGCUUACCACGUCGAUACGCCAUUCAAACUGUUCGGAUCUACGACAACGAUUAAGAAAAUCACUGGCGCUACUUCGAGUGAUAUGGCCGUCAUACAACUCAAUGGAUGGGACGCAAGUGUCGUACAAGUAUGGGGUCGCGAUGUAUGCCCUCAACGAAUGGGGAUAUUCUCAGCGUCCGAAUCAUGGGUCGGUGCAGACGGCCAGCCAUAUAAAUGGAAACAGGACAUGGGGGAUAUAUAUCUCGUCAAAAACGACGGAUCCCAUACGCUUGUUGCGACCUAUGAUAGAGGAUCAAUUGGGAUAUUUUCCAAAGCGAGACCACCGAAGUUGACCAUCAAUCCAGACGGUCUUGCAAUAGCCGACGAGAUUGUGGCGACCUUCAUUUACGUGGCACAGAAACGCGAGAGACGGAGGAGACGGAACGCGUAA
Desarmillaria tabescens is the source of this 495-nucleotide messenger RNA. RefSeq lists its product as uncharacterized. NCBI's taxonomy places the organism in Eukaryota, Fungi, Basidiomycota, Agaricomycetes, Agaricales, Physalacriaceae. The record is from RefSeq and is a predicted model, not a curated record. The transcript has 3 exons. The coding region runs from base 1 to 495 and encodes 164 amino acids.